Messenger RNA from Paramisgurnus dabryanus, 1479 nucleotides. Lineage: Eukaryota; Metazoa; Chordata; Actinopteri; Cypriniformes; Cobitidae. The record is from RefSeq and is a predicted model, not a curated record.
AUGUCACAGCCCCGUCUUCCUCGAACUGUUCCUGGGACCGGUUGGCGUUGUAAAGUGCAGACCAGUAAUAUAAACGUCGCUGCUGCGGCCCCUUACUUCUCCCUGGGUCGUUACAUCCCGGCUCUCCCACCACUCUGCUCCGUGAUGAAAUCCUCUUCGCCCGUGUUCCAAUCCACUUCUACAGUCUUCUCCAGCAGCACUUACGAAGACCUCUCCCAGAUCCUCACUCUGCACACCAGAACGGUUCGACAGUACGCCCAACAAUGGCACAACACUGCUACCACACAACACUCUCUUUGGUUUGGUGCUCCUUUAACAAUCGUGCACAACUCCUUCCUUUCGUCUCUUACGGCCCGCACUCUUUCCGCUCGCUUCAAAAGCGAUCCCCGGAUCAUCUGCGCCUACGGACUCUUCAGAAGGCGUGGUCUCACUGUGCUCCAUAUAGCUGCACUGCAUGGACACCUAGACUGUAUGGAGCUGCUGCUGGACGCUGGUGAUUUUGUGGAUGUAAAUGCUAGUUGCCCUCAUGGACGCAGACCUAUACAUAUGGUGCUAACUGCUCUGAGUAGACCUAACUCACACAUCUGCCUUACUUUCCUGCUGGAACAUGGAGCACAGCCCAAUGUCAGAACUGAUGAAGGGGUAACGCCGCUGCAUUUGGCUGCUGCAGAAGGCCUGAGAGAAUGCACAGAGACACUAGUGAGAAACAAAGCAGACACAAAUGUUCGAGACAAUAGAGGUCAUACACCACUUGACCUUGCUCGUAUCUGGGGCUACAAGGACAUUGCCAGGUUUCUUAAAGAUGCCAUGUGGAAAAAAGACAAAGAGCAGGAGAUGGAAAAACUCAAACAGCUGCAUAAUCUCAGGCAGGACCUGGUCAAGAGCCAUACAAUGGCAGAGAGCAAAGAUAAGAUGAUCAGGCUGGCUGUUAACAAACAAGAGCUAUCAGUAUGGGCAACGAGGCCAGGUUGUUCUCAGAGGAAGCAUGCCAUAAAUGUCAAGCAAUCAUCCAGACAUGCCAACUGCCUACUCACUGAGCCAAAGAUGCCAAACAACCGCACAAAAUGUCACCCUGGCACUCCAAAAGAAAAAUGGAACAUCUCACCCAUCCCUUCCAAACCUCCUCCAGGCAGCAUUAGCCGAUCUCAGGGGGUGCGAAUGGGAACUCAUCCUGAUGAAUUGCCAUCUGAGCCAGAUUUGAGUUGUAGUGUGACGCUUGGCUGCCGUAAAGAUGGGCGUCCUCGCUACAUAGCGUCGCAAGAUGGCAUUUCACAUUUAUUGCCUGACCUGCCGUUGAACAUCCUCCUGAAAGCUUUGUUCCCAUCAGCAUUCCCAUCACGGAUUGAUUCUCCCCAACAUUUCCAAAGUUCUAGUGUGCUGGAUCUGCCUCGGUUGGGCCGGUCCUUAAAAGCAGAUGCCUCACCAUGGACUGAGGUGGCCAUGCAUCUCGCAGAGGAGUUGCAGUUAGGCCACUACUAG